AAGAGAGGAGGAGGCGAGGAGGCGGCGGCUCACUGCUGGGCUGAACCGGAUGCGGCUUCUUGCCCCUCCCCUCCCUUCUCCCCCCUCCCAGGUUCGCCCUGCCGCCAUGUUGUUGGCACCGCUGCCGCGGGCUGAAAAUGAGCCUGGUGUCGGCAGAAGGAGAUGGCCCGGGAGCGCUGGCGCCAGUUAAUGGGGAGGUGCUGAGAGUCGCUGAGGGCGCGCCGCCGCCUCUGCCGCCUGCUCGCCCACCCGUGCGUCCGUCCACCCGCCCACCUAUCUCGGCCACUCUCCCCCGUCCCCGACACACACUCACAGGCCGGACGUUGAUGGUAAUGUAUGCGAGGAAACAGCAGAGACUCAGUGAUGCCUGUCACGACUGGAGGGGGGACUCGCAGCCUUUCCAGGGGUGAUGUUUUACAGGCACUUAAGUAUUCAUCGAAAAGUCACCCCAGUAGUGGUGAUCACAGACAUGAAAAGAUGCGAGACGCCACAGACCCUUCACCACCAAACAAGAUGCCGCGGAGGUCUGACAGUCCUGAAAACAAAUACAGUGACAGCACAGGACACAGCAAGGCCAAAAACGUACAUACUCACAGAGUUAGAGAGAGGGAAGGUGGGACCAGUUACUCUCCACAAGAAAAUUCACACAACCACAGUGCUCUUCAUAGUUCAAAUUCACAUUCUUCUAAUCCAAGCAAUAAUCCAAGCAAAACUUCAGAUGCACCUUAUGAUUCUGCUGAUGACUGGUCUGAGCAUAUUAGCUCUUCUGGGAAAAAAUACUACUACAACUGUCAAACAGAAGUUUCACAAUGGGAAAAACCAAAAGAGUGGCUUGAAAGAGAACAGAGACAAAAAGAAGCAAACAAGAUGGCAGUUAAUAGCUUCCCGAAAGAUAGAGAUUACAGAAGAGAGGUGAUACAGGCAACAGCCACUAGUGGGUUUGCCAGUGGAAAAUCUGCACCAGGAGAUAAGGCAGUAUCACAUUCUUGCACAACUCCUUCCACGUCUUCUGCCUCUGGACUGAAUCCCACGUCUGCACCUCCGACAUCCGCUUCAGCAGUCCCCGUUUCUCCUGUUCUGCAGUCAUCAGUACCUCCAUUACUUCAGGACCCAAAUCUUCUUAGACAGUUGCUUCCUGCUUUGCAAGCUACACUGCAGCUUAAUAAUUCUAAUGUGGACAUUUCCAAAAUAAAUGAAGCCCAGCCAUCUAAUCAGUCUCCAAUGUCUUUAACGUCUGAUGCGUCAUCCCCAAGAUCAUAUGUGUCUCCAAGAAUAAGCACACCUCAGACUAACACAAUCCCUAUCAAACCUUUGAUUAGUACUCCUCCUGUUUCAUCACAGCCAAAGGUUUUGCUGUUUCAGGUUAGUACUCCAGUAGAUAAGCAAGGACCAGUGCCCCAGUCAGCCCCACAGCAGCCUGUGACUGCUGACAAGCAGCAAGCUCAUGAACCCAUCUCUCCUCGAAGUCUUCAGUGCUCAAGGCAGAGUUACAGAGAGGCUGAAGCAGAGAAAGAGAGAAGUCUUCCAUCUGCUGGUUCACUCUCCAAAUGGCCACAACAGCUGGAACUGCAUCUAUCUGGAGCCAGGAGCUUCCCUCAGGUCUCUCAGGUUGGUGUAGGGACCCAAGGACUUGGACCAUCCUCUUCUGCUUUCCCAGGCCAUAGCAGAGAGCUGGAUCGAAGUGAAGCAACCAAGACUCAAACCAGCACCUAUAUGGGAUGCUGGCACUGCAGGUGGUGGCCCUACCAACUAUGCCACAUCGCUGGCCCCAGAAUUUCCAAUUUAACAUUUUUUCCUACUUGCAUUUCCAUUGAAGAAGGGGUUGUUGAUGAGAUGUUAGGAAUCUAUUAUUAAAUGAAGGCAUGAGGAAUCUAUUACAGCCCUCCUGCAUUACUCCUUCUUUCCAGCUUAUGCAGACUGAAUUUACAAAUGGUUUUGGUGCUUCUAUCACACAGUAAAUGAUUUUUCCAAUGUAAGCCAUAUUUAUUCCUAUUUUGCUCAAUGUUAGCAUUAAGGCUUAAUGAUAAUGCUAACUAAAAUUUUUGAAAAAUUUAGUUAAAAUUACAUUUGCAUAUGAAAAUGGAGACAAACUUACCUAAUUUAUUCUAUUUCUAAAUAUACGUAAAAUUUUCUUUUGAGGAAACAGGAUGGCAGUCAGGUUAGAGAGGGCUAGUUCUUGAAAAGGAAGUUGUCAUAUGUAAUCAUUUAGGAGCGGCCAUCUGGUGGUAUUGAUGCUCUUCACUCUUCACAAUUAUUUAUAUGUUCUGGGUGGCAUUUCAUUGCUUGGUGUCUUUUGUGGAUAUAUCAUACUGUGUACAUCCAGUUCCUGAAUCACAGUAAUAGGCCGAUUCCAUAUUUCAGCUGUUGUGAGUAGCACUGCCAUAAACAUGGAAUGGAGAUAUCCUUUUGACGCACUGAAGUCUUAUCUUUUGCACGUAUGCCCAGUAAUGCAAUUGCGGGAUUUUGCUCAGUUCCGUUUUGUUAGAGAGACUCCCAUACUAUUUUCCAUAAUGGUUGUGCUAAUUUGCCUUCCCACAAAACACUAAAAAUUUCACCUGUCUUGAAAUCCAUGCCACCCUUUUUUAUUUUUUGUUUUCUUCAUGAUAGUUAUUCUACCUGGAGUGAGAUGAUAAUCUUAUUCCGGUUUUCUGUUGAUUAAUGAUGUGGAGAAUUUUUCAUGUAACUAUUGGACAUGUGCAUGUCUUGUUUUGAUAUGAGUAUGUUAAGUUCUUCAGCCUAGUUUAAAAAUUGGUGGUUUUUUUUGGGUUUGUUUGUUGUUGUUGUUGUUGUUUGGGUUUUUUUUUUAGCCCUGGGUUUUUUGAGAUAAUUGUAUAGUCUGGAUAUUAACUGCUUGUAGAAAACCAGAGGAGAAGUACUGUGUGACAUUGUAUUGGGGACAGGUUUUGUUACUUACUUUUUGACAUAGAAGCACAGGCUAGACUGGCCUGGGUAGGUGGCUCGGGGCUGCUCCCACACCAGGAAUCUGAAGCAGUUUCAGUGGCCGCAUGGGGGAAGAGGCCCGGGCCCUGCUGCCCACGUGUGACUCUUGGGGGCUCGGCUGCGAUGCCACUUUGUCCUGGGAAGCCCUGCUACAUGCCGCUGCACUCUGGGAGCUGGGAGCCCAGCAAUGCCCUGCAGGUCUAAGGAGCCUGCCCUGGUCCCUGCACUGGCUGCAACCACCGGAGAAUGAAACACCCCCAGAUAAUAGCACCCGUGGGCUCAGACAAGGUGCUCAGUGACCUCCUGGAGUUCAGCAUGAUGUUCCUGCUGCCCAUGGCCAGUGGAAAGGGCUGGCCUGUCUCCUUGGCCAGCGCACAGUUCAGAGGAACAGGUCCGGAGAACUGGCCAGGCUCAGGCUCCUGGGAUGCUGGCGACCAGAACACCUCCUCCUUUGACCCCGACAAGAGCUACAGUGAAGGACCCACUUCAGUGAGUCCCACAGCAGCCUUUCUUGGUUCACAUUCCUGGGACCUGGACCUGGACUUGGAGGCAAGGGAGGCCAGUGGGCUGGUACCCCACCUUCUGGAGAGACACGGCUUUUGGUGGCUUGACUCAGGUCAGGUUCCUGACUGGCGAGAAGGCCCUCCGCAGCCCCGGGCCAUUGUCCUUCCUUCUCAGAUAUCAAGGGUAGCGCCCAGUACAAUGCCUCCUAACCUGGCAACCCUUGGGGCAGAGCCUCAGGUGGCCACUGGGCCCACCGACCAAGAAUGUCCAGAAGAUUCUCUUUCUUCUUCCUUUCUCAUUGUACCCUCCCACCUCCACCUCAGCUUAAGCGAUGACUAAGGCAGGGAUGCCUGUGUCUACCCAUCUGCCAAGACUCCCUGUAGCACCUGCUCUGCAGCCUUCUACUGGCCAGCCUGCACCCUUCCUUGGAGCUCCAGAGCCCCUCAAACAAGGAUGGUUUCAGGCCCAUGCUGGGCGGGAGCUCAUCCGCCUGCCCCUCUGGAUGGGCAGUGGUGAUGGGUUUUGAGGCCACAGUGCAUUUGGUAGCAUGUACUAGGAGCAUAUGGACUACUAGCCACAUGGAGCCAAGGUCACCAGUGGCCUCCCAGCCAUGUCCACCUUCUCAGCGCCCCCAUAGCUGUGUAUGGUGGCAUCUCCAACAACACACCACCCCUCCCAUCAGCGGGGCAGACAGCCUCGUCGACUCCCAAGAGACCAUGACCACCAGCAGUAACAUACGUAUAAAAUAAUGAAGAUUUGAUCUAUGGUAGCAACUCUACAAUCGUAUAUGUGGGCCUGACCUCUUUGAUUUAAGCAGCUGCUUCAUAGAGAUGCAAGCACCUUCAUUGAAGCAUUGAAGUUAAAAGUCAUCUAAAGAAGUAAACAGGUCAGGGCAUGCUUAACAAAAAGACAACAGGCAGAUACAAAAGCUAUCCAGCAUCUUUGGGCACCCAUUGAGAUCAUAAGGAACCAGAAGCAAAUUGUCAGCAUUGACCGUAUUACAAGUUGCUAUUCCAGUUUACUCCCCAAAUGCUGGCAACGCGUGGGCGUUGUGGGAGAGUGGGGACGCUCAGUUUGUCUGCGGGCAGCAGAGAAGGAUACACUGGCGGUAGCCGCGACUUUGGGUAAGUGUCUGGCCGUCAGUGAAGAAAUGCAGGUAUGUACCAUCGGUGACCUUGGGGCUCCCCGGUCCCCCACUCCCCUUGGUGAGAGACACUUCCACUUCCCUGUCUGCUUGACCCCCAGCUCAGCUGUCCCUCCCCUUCCCUGCGGCCAGGUACACUCACCGUUUGUUGACACCCCGUAAGGAGUAAGGAGAGUGGAGUCUGCCCAGCAGUCCCAAGUACACGGCCCGGCGCUCAGUGAUCCAGCGGCAAAGCACUGGCCCGCUAAGAAAGUUAGAGAAAACCUGGGCUGGCCGCGGCCUCGUCGGCGUGGGAGUGGCAUCCCAUGCAGCCUAGGCUUUUGCAUUGGUGCCUGUGGGGUGCCUGUGUGCAUGAGGCCUUGGCGUUGGUAGUAUCCGCAGAACCGGCGGGGAAGCACAGUUCAGUGGCCAGCCACGGAGAGAAGGAUGCGGUGGCGACAACUUGGGCAGUGUUGGGCGGUUGGCCAGGAAGAGCAGGUGUGUACCACCAGUGGCGGUGGUGCAUGUUGGCCAGCAAUGGCUAAGCAGGCAGUGGUGGCAGCCGUGAAGCAUCAGGGGCGGGGAAGCAGAAGACUUCGGUGGUGGCUGCCUAUCUGGCAGCAGUGGGGAACCAAGGGGCGGCAGUGGCCGCAGGUCUGUGUCCUCCAGCAGGGGCUUCAGUGUUGGUAGCAGAGGCCUUGGAGGCAUCAGCGUCAGCCUUGGAUGGGGAGUCAUGUGCAGGGAAUCACAGUUCCGCGGCGGGCAGUGGAGAGGAAGGACGGAGCAGCAGUGGCGACUCCAUAGCCUGUGGCCAUCUGCGAGGCAGCACAGGUCUGCAUCUGCAACCCAUAGCACAGUGGCAGUGAGGUUGGCAGUGGGGAAGCAUCCGGCGUCCUGGGUGGGGAAGCCUGGCUCAGUGUUCCUGUCGGUGAGGAUUGCGGCAUUCUGGGAGAGCAGGGGAGCAGAAGUCUUCAGCGGCGGGAACCAGGCCGUGGCGGCAGCUUUGCUCAGUUCCGUGUUGGCCGCAGCGGUGGCAGCUUCAGCGUCUGUGUGGGUAGCGGUGUGGGUGUGGGCAUCAGCGUCCUGUGGGGUGUCAUGGGCAGGGAAGCACAGUUCGGCGGUGGGCAGCGGAGAAGAAGGAUGAGGCAGCAGUGACUCCGCGAAGCAUGGGGUGGUCAGCGACAGGGACACAUUGAGCAGCCAGGGUUAAGUAGGUGGUGGCAGUGACCCGUGGGACGGUUUUGGUUGUUGGUGGGGAAGCAUGGCUCUAAGUCUGCCUUGCUGAAGUGUGGGGCUUCCUAGGCAGGGAGGUGUAAGUCUAUGGUGGCGGCAGCAACACAGAGGGCAGCUAGGGAGCACCAGGUGGCGGGGGAGCUGGUGAGAAGAGAGGCAGCGGCGCUGAACUGUAGUUCCUCAUGGGCGGCGGCAGCAGCGGUGCCUUGGAAGUGUGAGGCGGUGUAGGCUGGGAAAGGUGAGUCUGCGUUGGUGGAGCAUGGGGCAUCGUGGGCAGGGACAUGCAGUUUGGAGGUGGCAUUGACUGUGGCAGUGUGUUGGGUAGUGCAGAGAAGCAGGCAGCAGCAGAGAGGAAGUGGCGAAGAAGCCUCAGACCAUGGGCGGGGAAGUGUGGGGGACCUUGGAGCCAGUGGGCCUCUCAGGUUUUCAUGGCCUGCACACAGAGAUGCUCCCCAUACCCCUGCCUUUGCAUCAUGGCAUCCAGAGGAAAGGGAGGGUGAGGAGUCAAUAUUCUUUGGGUGCUAGUUAUCCACGGCCAUUGCCUGGCAGUCAGCUUUUCACCUGGGGACAGGCUGCCUGCUAGCAGUGAGUUCCCUGCAUCAUCUGGGAACCGCCAGCUUCCAGAGUUGAUGAUCCUGGUCGUGCUGGGUUGAGAGUGUCCAGGUGUUGUCAGUGUGGAUGGAGAGCCAGAUGGCGGGUGUGCCAGGACCAUUCUCUCUUGCCUGGAGGUUGUGGUCCACAGCAUUGAGCUGGCUUUGUUAUUUGGGUGCUGAUGAGACUGUGGCUACAAGUUGUGGUAGGAGUGAACAUCCAUUUCAAGUUGCAACCGCAGUGUCUGACAGGGCCCUCACUUUUCGUGGAGGGUCUGGGAAGCAGCAGCCAGCACACAGACGAUGGGCUGCACCCUGGGAGAGUGGCUGGGCACUCCUGUAAUCCUGCUGGGACAAAAUGUUGUCUGGUGGUAUAGUUUAUGUAUUUUAAUUAUUGAUUUUUUGUCAUUUCCAAUAAAAACUCUUACCUUGGUUUUAAUAAAUUAAAAGGAAUAAUUACCAGUGCAUUCUAGAAUAUUUUUAAAUUGAUGGAAUAGGCAGAUGUAUUUGAAAUAUUCUUGUCUUAGAUGAUUUACAGUGUGGAGGAUUUUCCCUAUUGUCACAGAGUUUGAGUUUCUUUUUUAUUUUAUUUAUUUUUUUUUUUUUGACAGGCAGAGUGGACAGUGAGAGAGAGACAGAGAGAAAGGUCUUCCUUUUCCAUUGGUUCACCCUCCAAUGGCCGCCGUGGCCGGCGCGCUGCGGCCGGCGCACCGCGCUGAUCCGAUGGCAGGGGCCAGGAGCCAGGUGCUUUUCCUGGUCUCCCAUGGGGUGCAGGGCCCAAGCACCUGGGCCAUCCUCCACUGCACUCCCUGGCCACAGCAGAGGGCUGGCCUGGAAGAGGGGCAACCGGGACAGAAUCUGGCGCCCCGACCGGGACUAGAACCCAGUGUGCCGGCGCCGCUAGGCGGAGGAUUAGCCUAGUGAGCCGCGGCGCCGGCCGAGUUUGAGUUUCUUUAAAUUUUUUUAUGUGACUAAUGUGGAGAGAAAAUUUAAGAUUAUCAAGGGGUGUUUUUUGGUUAUUACUGAUGUCAUUUACUAUUUAUUUCUGUUGACAUGAAUUGUUACUAAGCAGACAUAUAUUAUUAACCAGUGAAAAAGGAUUGUUUUUGGCCUGUACUCAUAUUAUGAAAUCAGGACUGGACUUCAGUUAGGCAUUACAAAUGAAGAGAUUGGAGAGGAAAACUUGUCAUAAUUGUUAUAUUAUGCUAAAUGAAGGGAAAGGAAGAUAUGCAAAAAAAAUCCAAGGGAGUUUUCCUUUAGUUUUGAAAGAUCACCUAUUACUAGCUUUAGGCUUUUUAACAGCCUUUGGGUAUCAUUCGUCAGUGCUAAAAGCUUUCUUGGGGGCACACAUUUGGUGUGGGAGUUAAGUCAGUCCUUGGGAUGUCUGUGUCUUGUGUUACAGUGCCAGGAUUUGAAUUCUGGAUCCAUCACCAGUUCCAGCUUUUCUGGCAGUGUGUGUUCUGGGAGACAUCAGGUGAUGGCAAAAGUAUCUGGGUCCCUGUCACCUACAUGAGAGACUGAGUUCCUUGCUCCUAGCUUCAUCCUGACCAAGUCCUAGCUGUUUGCAGGCAUUUGAGGUGUGAGGGAGUAGAUAGGAGGGCUCUCUUUGUCUUUCAAAUCACUAAAGUUAACAUUUUUCAAAAAUGUGAUUUUUAUAUUGAAAAUUUUAUUUCAGAAGCAGAUACUGAUACAUACCCGCACACACACACACACACACACAAUGCAAGAAACAGAUAUAAAGAGGACUCCCAUCUGUUGAUUCACUUCCUAAUUCCCACAACUACUGGUCCUGAGACUGGCUGAGGUGAGGAGUUGGGAACUCAUUCCAUGUUUCCCACGCGGGUGAUGGGUGCCCAAAUACUUGAGCCAUAACCAUUUCUCUCCAGGUCCAUAAUACAGGAAGCUAGAGUCAGGAGCCAGAAACAGGUACUUGAUUUCUUGAGCUAUCACAACUGCCUUAUAAGUCCACAUUAAUAGGAAGCUAGAGUCAGGAGCUGGAUGUGGAUACUUAACCCAAGUACUUGUAGUGUGGAAUGAGGUAACUUUAAUUGGCAUGUUAACCUAGGUUUCAAAGUUUUUUCUAGUGACAUCAUGUGUAGUUUUUUUUAAAGAUUUUUAUUUAUUUAUUUGACAGGUAGAGUUACAGACAGUGAGAGAGACAGAGAGAAAGUGCUUCCUUCCGUUGGUUCACUCCCCAAAUGGCCGUCAUGGCCGGAGCUAUGCCAAUCCGAAGCCAGGAGCCAGGUGCUUCUUCUGGUCUCCCAUGCAGGUGCAGGGGUUCAAGCACUUGGGCCAUCCUCCACCGCCCUCCCAGGCCACAGCAGAGAGCUGGACUGGAAGAGGAGCAACCAGGACUAGAACCCGGUGCCCAUAUGGGAUGCUGGCGCCGCAGGUGGAGGAUUAACCUAGUGCACUGCUGCACGGGCCCCAUCAUAUGUAGUUUAUGUACCAUACUGUUUAUAGUUAAUAUGUUUCUGUAUCUGUUAUUUACUUAAUGUACCUCAUUUUCUUAGUUCUACAUUGAGUCUUUGCAAUUCUUUUUUGCAAAUAGGUAAGCAGUGAUGUAGGGAACAAAUUAAUGUGCAUCAUUUUUCUUUGUAUUUUCUUUAAUUUUAAUUAGUGUUUCACAGACUCAGUGUGCUUUGUAGACACAGUUGUAAGAACUUAAUGAUAGUCCCUUCCUCCCUCCACCUUAUUUUCUUGCACUGUGUUUCCUUCUCCCUUUUCUUUGUCUUUGGUUUAGUUUUUGAGAGAGCCAAUUUUCAAAUUAAAUUACAAUAAAAAGGCUUAAUACUUUAACAAAUAAGUUUAACAAGUAAAAUUAAAAUGAUACCAGUUUAGUGAGAAUAUUGACAAUGACUGUAAACUGUAGUUGAAUACUUAUGCAGUAAAUUUUAAAGUAAUUACAGAUCAUUAAAACUGUGGUACUUUAAGAUUGUUAACUAUUGGUUUCACAAAGUUUUACAAAGCUGUAUUUGCAGUAAUACUGAUACACACAACCCUUUCUUCUUUUUUUUUUUCCCUAAAUUCAUAUAAGGGGGAACAUGUGGUAUUUGUCUUUCUGGGUCCAGCUUAUUUCACUCAACAUGAUGACGUGAUGUGCUCCAGUUGUGUCCAUUUUGCUGUAAAUAGUAGAAUUUCAUUCAUUUUAUGGCUGGGUAAGAUUCCAUUGUUUAUGUAUACCACAUUUUUUUACCCAUUCAUCUAAUGAUGGACACCUUGGUGGGUUCCAGAUUUUGGCUGUUGUGAACAGUGCUGCUAAAAACAUGAUGCUGGUAUCUCUUGGAUAGCUUGUGUUCAAGUAUUUUGGUAUAUACACAGUACUGUGAUGUGGAAAAUCUAUUUCUGAUUUUAAAACACAUCUCAUCUCCACAUUGUUUUCCACAAUGGCUAAAAUAGUUAAGAUUUCUCCCAGCAGUGUUUAAGUGUUCUUUUUUCACCAUAUCCUUGUCAGCAUUUGUUACUGUGUGUUUUGGAUUUUAUCCAUUCUGUUAUGGGUGAGGAGAUACCUCAUUGUAGUUCUGAUUUCAUUUCCCUGAAGUCUAGAGGUGAGCAUUUUAUUUCAUAUAUUUGUUGUCCAUUUGCAUUUUCAAUCUCCUUUUCAAAAACUUCCUGUAAGCAUUGAUGUUGUUUUUGACUUUUUAAGUUGUUGAUAUAUUCAAGAUAUUAAUCCUUUGUCAGAUAGAUGCUUUGCAAAUUUUUUUUGCAUUCUUUUGGAUAUCUGACCACUUCUGUUAUUUCCUUUGCUUCUGAGUUUGAUACAGUCUCAUUUACUUAAUUUUGUUUUUGUUGCCUGAACUGUGGGGAUCCUGUCCAUGAAGGUGUUCCCUAUACUGAUGUCAUUGAGUGUUUCCCUUACAUUUUCUUUUAGCAACUUCAAAAUAUCAGGGCUUAAAUUAGGUCUUUGAUCUUUGUUCAGUUGAUUCUUGUCUGUGGUGAGAGAUAUGGAUCUAAUUUCAUUCUUCUAUGUACAUGCAUCCAGUUUCGACAGCACCAUUUUUGAGGAUAUUAUCAUUAACUCCGCUGUGUGGUCAGAGCACUUUUGUCAUAAGUCAGUUGACUAUUUGUAUGUGGAUUGAUUUGGGGACUCUUUCUUCUAUUCCACUGAGCUGUUAAUUGGUUUUUAUGCCAAUAACAAGUUGUUUUAAUUACUAUAUCUUUGUAGUAUGCUUUGAAAUUAGGGAUUGUGAUGCCUCCAGUUCAGGUUCUCCUGUUCAAGGUCAUUUCCGCUCUUUGUGGUCUUUUGUGAUUCCAUAUGAAUUUUAAGAUUGUCCUAACUCUGUAAAGAAUGCCAUUGGUAUUUUGAUAGGGAUUCCAUUGAGUCUGUAAAUUACUCAGGCAGUAUAUACAUUUUAAUUGUACUGACUUUUCCAAUGCAUGAGUAAGGAAUAUCUUUCCUGUUUUGUAUCCCCAUGGUUUCUUUCAUCAAUGUUUGAUAGUUUUGGUUGUAGGAAUCUUUCACUGCUUUGGUUAAAUUUAUUCCUAAAUAUUUGAUUUUUUGGUUUCUAUUAUAAAUGGGAUUUCUUUCUUGAAUUCUCUUUCUGAGAGUUCACUAGGGGCCUCCACUGCUAGCAGCUCCUGUAUCCCAUUAUGGGUGCUGGUUCAUGUCCUGGCUGCCCUACUUCUGAUCCAGCUCUAUGCUAAGGCACUUUGGAAAGCAAUGGAAGAUGGCCCAACUCCUUGGUCCCUUGCACCCAUGUGGGAGGCCCAAAUAAAACUCCUGGCUCCUGGUUUUGGCCUUGCCAAGUCCCAGGCCCAGCACCAGCCCCAGCACCAGCCGCAGCCAUCUUGAGAGUGAACCAGCUUGUGGAAGAUGAAUCUCUAUCUCUGUCUCCUCUCUUCCUCUUUCCUUUCUCUGAGUAGAUCUGGCUUUCAAAUAAAUUUAAAAAACUCUUUCAAAAAAGCUACUGUUUUUGUAUGUUUAUUUUGUACAUGCAGGUUUACUGCAUUGGGUUAUUUCAAAGUUCUAGUUCUUGCAGUGAUAAAUUUUUAUUUCCUCCACUUGGUUUAUUCUGAUGUUAAAGCUAUUGAUUAUAUUUUUUAUUUCACUGAUUGAGGAUAUAAUGUCCAAAAUUUCGGAUUGGUUCUUCUCAGUGAAAUCUAACUUCUUAACUUGUUGAAUUCCUCAUUUCUUCAGGCUGUCUGUAUUCUCUUGCAUCCCAUUGAGCUUCCUUGUACUUACUACUUUUAAUCCUAUGUCUGUCAUAGAUUUCCUUCAGUCAUGAUCUAAAUCUGGAGGAUUAUUGUGGUUUUUUUUGGAGUUGUUAUGCUACUUUGCAUGUCUCCUAUGUCCUUAUGUUUACGUCUGCCCAUCUUGUGUAUUUGUCGCUUCAUCUUUAUGGAAUAGUUUCCAUUGUAAAGGAAUGGUUUAUCCAGAAUAUACAGGGUAUCACUUGGCUUGUUGCUCUGGUUUGGAUCAAGAUGAGGCCAGGUAUGUAUAGUCUCUGAGUAAUUUCUUUUUGUCUUAAUAUCAGCAAUGUCUGUAAGUAACACAGUGAAUUAGUCCUCUGCAGUUUGUAGGAAUAGAAGUGUGGCUUUGAGAUGAAUAAGGGUUUCCUUGGGUGUGUACCUUUAGUCCACUUGGAGUUCAGUGUCAGUUUUUCUGCCAAAUAUGAUAGCCAGGGCCUUAUUCUUGGUGCUGAGAGAGAGAGGUGUGGCCACCUCCUUGUCCUGCUGGCAAGCCAGAGUGAUGCCUGGGCUUGGGCACUGAUUGCUGUGCCUCUAAGAUGGUGUGAUGCAGAUGGACCCUUCCUCUGAUCCUGCUAGAAGAGUCCAACUCUUGCUGUGGCUUAUGAUACCAACAGUUGUAGUCCUAGGAUAGGAAAUGUGAACUGGAUGUGCUCUAGUCCUACAGGGUAAUUAGAAGGUUUACAGGAGAUUUUCCUCUGGAGGGUAUGAAUCCAGAGAUUUGGAACACAGGUAGCUUCUUCCCUAUGUCCACUGAAUAGAUCACAGUGGCAUAGAGAAAAUUAGAAUGAAUUGUUACAGUCCUCAUAUUUCAGGGUAUAUUGGAGUCAUUACCCAGAUCAUCCAGGGAGUGAAUUUUCCUGUGGGCUGCUUCAGGUGUUAAUGCCCAGAAGCUAAGGUGACUCUCCCUUGCAUACAUGGAGUGUUUGAGCAUAGUUCUGGGCCUAAUGCCCAAAAGCUCCCUUGGUUGCAAGAUACAGUGGAAUGUGUCCUUUGCCCCACACAUUGCCCUGACUCUGACUAUGAUGCUGGGUAGAAGAUCAGAGGCAUGCUGCUUGAUUUUUCACUGUGGAAUUUGGCACUCCGUGGGAUUGGGGUAGGAAAAGGAAGUGAGGCGGUUCCCCUGUUGUAUGCCCGACUGUUGCUCAGAUCCCAGUCAGCUCUCCAGGCUGAAGUAAAAGUGAGUGGGUCUUCCCUGCCUCUUGCUCUAACCCUGCCUU
Molecule: messenger RNA, 12797 nt
Organism: Oryctolagus cuniculus (rabbit)
Lineage: Eukaryota; Metazoa; Chordata; Mammalia; Lagomorpha; Leporidae
Source: RefSeq, a predicted model, not a curated record